AUGGAGGGAGUUCUAUACAAGUGGACCAACUAUCUCACAGGUUGGCAGCCUCGUUGUUUUGUUUUAGAUAAUGGAAUCCUGCCCUACUAUGAUUCACCAGAUGAUGUUUGCAAAGGGAGCAGAGGAAGUAUAAAGAUGGUAGUUUGUGAAAUUAAAGUCCAUUCAGCAGACAACACAAGAAUGGAAUUAAUCAUUCCAGGAGAGCAGCAUUUCUACAUGAAGGCAGUGAAUGCAGCUGAAAGACAAAGGUGGCUGGUUGUUCUGGGGAGCUCCAAAGCCUGUUUGUCUGAUACUGGGACUAAAAAAGAAAAAGAAAUAAGUGAAACCAGUGAAUCUCUGAAAACCAAAAUGUCUGAGCUUCGCCUCUACUGUGACCUCCUAAUGAAGCAAGUUCAUACGAUCCAAGAAUUUGUUCACCAUGAUGAGAAUCAUUCAUCUCCCAGCAUAGAGAACAUGAAUGAAGCCUCUUCUCUACUUAGGGCGACGUGUAAUACAUUCAUCACAACGCUUGAGGAAUGUGUGAAGAUAGCGAAUGCCAAGUUUAAACCCGGGAUGUUUCAGCUGUGCCAUCUGGAUCCCUUAGUUUCUCCUGUGUCAACUAAUCCUGUUCAAAUGAUGAAACGUCCUGUCAGUCACCCUGGUUCUUGCAGUUCAGAGAGGAGUAGCCACUCUAUAAAAGAAACAGUGUCUACACUUCACCGAAUCUCCCAGCGGCGCCGAAGAACCUACACAGAUACAGACUCUUGUAAUGAUGUUCCUCUCGAAGACCCAGAUAGACCUGUUCACUGUUCAAGAAAUACACUUAAUGGAGAUUUGGCAUCAGCAACCAUUCCUGAAGAAAGCAGACUUAUGGCCAAAAGAAAAUCUGAAUCGGAAGAUCCUCUUCCAUCCUCCUCUUCCUGAGGAAACGGAAA
Globicephala melas (long-finned pilot whale) is the source of this 914-nucleotide messenger RNA. Its product is annotated as pleckstrin homology domain-containing family A member 3-like. Lineage: Eukaryota; Metazoa; Chordata; Mammalia; Artiodactyla; Delphinidae. Gene Ontology annotation, cellular component: early endosome; recycling endosome; trans-Golgi network. Gene Ontology annotation, biological process: receptor recycling; endosome organization; retrograde transport, endosome to Golgi. The record is from RefSeq and is a predicted model, not a curated record.